GGCGGGAGAGGCUGAAAACAUCGGCGUUUUAAGUAGUUUUAAACCUUGGUAAAGUUCAUGCGGAAAGUUGAGGAAGAUUCCAAGAUGGAUGAGUUUGGAAUUUACGGUAUUUUUGGGUUAAACGGUCCCCCUCAAAGGCUCCUGACAGCGAAGGGGACUCGCAGUGUGUCGGCUGCGGUUCCAUCAUCUGUCCACCAGGUGGUGCUGUUCAGCAGUGGACCGUGGGGUGAAAGGCUCUGCGUCAACGCGGAGCUCAUGGACGCUGAUCAGAUUCCCAUUACAAUUGGAAAGCUGACACCUUAUAACAAGUGUCUUUCAUGGGAGCGGAGGGAAGAAGAGACCUGGACAGACAGAGUCACUCUAAAUGUCUCUGUGGAGGGAGGGAUCAUGACAAACGUGAAACAGGAGCAGAUCAUAGUGGUGAAAGAAUACACACCGAAGAACUCCGCUCCCUGCGCAGACCGAGAGCCCGGUGGCAAGAGAAAGAGAGAAUACACGGCCGAGGAAGGUGGUGGCGAUAAGACGUCGAAAGCGAGGGGAGAAGAAAACGUUUGUCCAAAUGGCGUUAAGGAGAAGGGGACGCCUGUGAGAAAAGUCAAAACUCAAGCCAAAAGCAUCCAGAAGCUGUUUGCUAACGGAGAAGAUGCUUCUCAGGCGAAGGCAGCAGGUAAUGAAGCCAGCGAAGCGGAGGUGGUGGUGGGAGGAACGCCUCCUCAGAACGGAGCCAGGAUGAAGAGUCGGCAGGCCAAGACUCCCACCCAGACAUCCUCUCUGGUGGGCCCAUCAGGACGCUGGGGUCAGACUUUAUGUCCCAUCGAUGCUCAGACGGCCAUCUUAAUCGGAGGUCAAGGAGCCAGGAUGCAGUUCUGCAAAGACCCCAUGUGGAAGCUCUGCACAGAGGAUAUGUCCUGGGUGCCUGCGGAGACUCUGGCGGAGGGCCCCACUCCUGAGGCCAGGAUCGGCCACUCGGCCAUCUUUGACCCCGACUCUAAGCGGAUCUUUGUCUUCGGAGGCUCUAAGAACAAGAAGUGGUUCAAUGACGUCCACAUCCUGGACACCCAGAGCUGGAGGUGGACCAUGGUGGAGGCUCAAGGAAACGUCCCCCCUCUGGCCUACCACAGCUGCAGCAUGUUCCGGGGGGAGCUGUUUGUGCUGGGCGGGGUGUUUCCUCGGCCCAACCCGCAGCCCGACGGCUGCAGCGACUCUUUAUACAUCUUCGAUCCCAACCUCUCCAUCUGGUACCAGCCCAUCCUCACAGGAGACAAACCGUCCCCCCGAUCAGGCCACUCAGCCUGCGUGAUCCAGGAAAGGUACAUCUACGUGUUCGGGGGCUGGGACACUCCGGUCUGCUAUAACGACAUGUACAUGCUGGAUCUGGGUCUGAUGGAGUUCUCCGUUGUGAAAACGUCGGGAAAGGCUCCUUCGCCUCGAAGCUGGCAUGGCAGCGCCGUGCUUUCAGAGAACAAGUUCCUGAUCCAUGGUGGCUACAACGGAAACAACGCCCUCGGCGACGCCUUCAUUUUUGAUAUUGACACCAACAGCUGGACUGAGCUGAAGCUCCCUCAGCUUUCCGUCCCCAGGGCAGGACACUCCAUCAUCACCAUGGAAACGCCUGCUCGCCACGGUUAUUCGGAAGAAAAGAGCUCAAAGAGCUCCGUCUCCAGUAGAACCCUGUUGGUGUUCGGAGGAGGAGACAACGAGGGAACUUUCUUCUCCGACCUGAUCAGCAUUUCUGUCGAGGAGCUGCUCGCCGCGGCGUGAGGACCACGACCUUUCAGUUCCCUGCUAGAUCCAUUUUUUAUUUUUUUUACAGUGCUGAAAAUCAAUACAUAUUAACAAAUACCUGCAGGUGAGGUGUAUUUUUUAUGCUAAAAUCUGUUCUUUAUGUCUAAAUAAAAGAA
Molecule: messenger RNA, 1901 nt
Organism: Cyprinodon variegatus (sheepshead minnow)
Lineage: Eukaryota; Metazoa; Chordata; Actinopteri; Cyprinodontiformes; Cyprinodontidae
Gene: krcp
Product: tip elongation aberrant protein 3-like
Exons: 13
Coding region: 58-1761 (567 amino acids)
Molecular function (GO): protein binding
Source: RefSeq, a predicted model, not a curated record